Molecule: messenger RNA, 195 nt
Organism: Cetraspora pellucida
Lineage: Eukaryota; Fungi; Glomeromycota; Glomeromycetes; Diversisporales; Gigasporaceae
Source: the annotation of a GenBank genome assembly
AAAAACUUACCUUAUUCAAGAAGCAAAACAGAUUGGUGUUUUGGCUGCUUCAUGUCACUUUGGUAUUGAUCAGUCUAUGGUAUCACGAUGGAAGAAUAAUGAAAAAAAAUUUAAUAAUGUUGUAUCUGGUAACCGAUGUGUUGGUGCAGGAAGAACUUUAUUUUACCCAGCUGCUGAAGAAGAGCUUAUUAAAUG